CCGGCCCCCUCCCGGCCCUGUCCUCAGGCCCCUUCCCCUGAUCCCCACGUAAGCCCUCCUCCCGCCCCGCCCCUCCUCGGUCCCCCGUCCCGCCCCCUCCUCGGUCCCCCCGCGCCCCUGCCCCGCGCGCCCACCAGCCGCUCCCAGCCGGCACCUGGUCCGCAGCGUCCCCUCCCGGCGCCCUCCCGGCGCCCUCCCGGGUCCCCGCCGCCCGCCGCCUGCGUACGGGGUGACGCAGCGCCGCCUCCCCGCCUGCCCGCGCCGCCGCCCCGGCGACUGCAGGGGCCGCUAACGGUCCCGCGCCCCCCGCGUCCGCGCGCCCCCGGCCCGGCGACCAGGCCGCGCCGGCCGCGCUGGGGCGAUGGGGCGGCGGAGCCGCUGCGCUCGGUGCUGUGGGUGAAGCAGCAGCGCUGCGCCGUGAGCCUGGAGCCCGCGCGGGCACUGCUGCGCUGGUGGCGGAGCCCGGGGCCCGGGCCCGACGCGCCCGGCGCCGAUGCCAUCUCGGUGCCGGUGUCUGAGAUCAUCACCGUGGAGGAAGCAGACACUCGCAGGAAGCAGCACGCCGGCCGAUGGCAGAAGAUGGGACAGCCUUGCGCGUUCACAGUUCACUGUGUGAAGCGAGCUCGGCGUCACCGCUGGAAGUGGGCGCGGGUGACCUUCUGGAGCACUGACGAGCACCUGUGUCACCUGUGGCUGCAGACCCUCCGGGAGCUGCUGGAGAGGCUGACAUCCAGACCCAAGCACUUGCUGGUGUUCAUCAACCCAUUUGGAGGGAAAGGCCGAGGCAAGCGGAUCUAUGAAAGGAAAGUGGCGCCGCUGUUCCUGCUGGCCUCCGUCACCACCGAGGUCAUCGUGACCGAGCGUGCGAACCAGGCCAAGGAGACUCUGUACGAGGUCAACACGGACAAGUAUGAUGGCAUCGUGUGUGUGGGCGGCGACGGCAUGUUCAGCGAGGUGCUGCACGGUCUCAUCGGGAGGACCCAGAGGAGCGCCGGCGUGGACCAGAACCAGUCCCGCGCCAGGCUGGUACCCAGCCCCCUCAGGAUCGGCAUCAUCCCCGCAGGGUCGACAGACUGCGUGUGCUACUCCACCGUGGGCACUAAUGACGCGGAGACGUCGGCCCUGCACAUCAUCCUUGGGGACUCGCUGGCCAUGGACGUGUCCUCUGUGCACCACAACAACAUGCUGCUGCGGUACUCGGUGUCCCUGCUGGGCUAUGGCUUCUAUGGGGACUUGAUCAAGGACAGUGAGAAGAAGCGGUGGAUGGGCCCCGCCAGAUACGACUUCUCAGGUGUGAAGACCUUCCUCUCACAUCACUGCUACGAAGGAACGGUGUCUUUCCUCCCAGCCCGGCACACCAUGGGGUCUCCACGGGACCAGAAGCCCUGCCGGGCGGGGUGCCUGGUGUGCAGGCAGAGCCGGCAGCAGCUGGAGCAGGAGCAAGCUCAGCACGGCGCGCCAGACUCCGAGAAGGUGGAGGCAUGGCAGGUCAUCUGCGGCAAGUUUCUGGCCAUCAAUGCCACGAACAUGUGCUGUGCUUGUCCCAGGAGCCCCAGAGGCCUGUCCCCAGCCGCCCACCUGGGAGAUGGGACUUUUGACCUCAUCCUCAUCCGGAAGUGCUCCAGGUUCAACUUCCUGAGAUUCCUGCUCAGGCACACCAACCAGUACGAUCAGUUCGACUUCAGUUUUGUUGAAGUCUACCGCGUCAAGAAAUUCCAGUUCACGUCCAAGCACCAGGAUGACGAGGACAGCGACCUCAAGGACGGGGGGAAGCAGCCGUUUGGGCAGAUCUGCAGCGACAGCCCCGCCUGCUGCUGCUCGGCCUCCCGCAGCUCCUGGAACUGUGACGGGGAGAUUCUGCACAACUCUGCCAUUGAGGUCAGGGUCCACUGCCAGCUGAUUCAACUCUUUGCAAGAGGAAUCGAAGAGACGCCUCAGCAGGAGCCCUGCGGCUGAGGAGCACCCACGUCCACCUCGUGCUCGGGAAGUAUGAAGAUUAUUUAAGAAAAUUACCACAGACCAAUUAUGUUGAUAUUUACAUUUACAUUUAGAAAUUUAUUUUUGAUAGUUGAAUCUUGAUUUUAGAAAAAAUACCUUUUGUCAACAAUUUUGCGCAUACUUGGCGUUUAAGUCCCCUGGGAGCCGAGUGGCACUGCGCACAACCGAGUCUCAGCGAGUGGCACUGCUGACGUGGGGCCCGGCUCAGGGGGCAACAACGCACAGACCUAAGGUCGGCCCCUAGUGGCUCCAACGCAAUAAUUUUAGGGACGUACUAGAACUUUCCAGGAAUCAGGCCCACCUGCUGGACGCAGGGCAGCUGCUGGGUCACCCCGAUCAGCUUUGCAAGAUUUCUUCUGGAAUUGUUUGUGAGCAGGCUCUGGAAAGUAGCUGUUUCUCUUUGCCUUCAUUUUACAUCCACCCUCCCUUACGGUCGGCGCGCUGCUGUGUGACGCUUGCCAUCCGUGUGGUGCCAGGAGCCCCUGAGGGCGACGUCGCAGCUUGCAAGCCCCCUGCCCUCGGCCUGCAGCUGUGCUUGGGUGCCUGCGCUCCGUGGUGGCUGUGGACACGCUGGUGAGGCACUGGCAGGGCUGUUCCUCUUAGAAAGGCAAAACAGCGCUCAGCGGGGAGGCUCGCCUGGUGCAGGCCCGAAGGCCUGGGCUGGUCCGCUGUGUCUCCCCUCACGCCCUCUGGGUGUCCGCCGUCUCCUCCAGCAGCCAGCCAUGCUUCCUGCUGAGGCCCUGGAGCCAGGGACCAGGGGCCUCCCCGCAGGCCUCCCUGCACUGGGCUCCCAACUGUGCCCGGCCUUGCUGUUCUCAGACCCACGUGUGUCUGACGGGUGGACGGCAGGACGUGGUGCCUGACCGCUGUCACUGCUACGAGACCAGGGCUCUGCUGCGGCUGUGUCGCUCCUCCCCAGGUCCCCAGGUCCCCAGGUCUCGGCAGCGUGUGGCAGAGCAUCUAUUUUGGGAUUUUUGCAUUGAUUUAUAUGGAGGCAUACACAAAACCUCCUGUUUGCCAUUCAGUGCCACCCAGGCAAGGGGCAGAUUUUUCUGUGCACAGCUUUUCGUGAAUGGGCUGUGCUGGCAAAGGCAGCUGUGGCUGAAUGGUUCCGCAAACGAAGGCUGCGUGACAGUGAGCAGACCGUGCUGUUCCUGUCCAUGUUUGCUCCUGGUUGGGAAGAAACCAAAGGGUCAGAGUGGCAGCUGUUUGAGAGGGCGGUGACCGCUGUGCCCAGCAGCUGGGCGGGCUGGGGGCACCCUCGGACCAGGGUGCUCCCGGAAGGUCCCACCUGGGACGGCACCUGACUCCCAUUUCCCUCUGGGCAGCCCAGGUGGAGGGUCCUGAGGAGGCUGAUCCUGCAGCCUGGGACAGCUGCGGGGGCCUCUGCCCUUCCCACGAUGGGCCGGCUCCGGGAGGCCUCGUAGCAACCUGAGCCCUGCGCUCAGGAGGUUCAGAGGAAAGUAUCCCAAGUGAUGGUCGCUUGUGGACACGUGGGCUCUGGCGGAGCUGGUCUGUCGGCUUCCUCUGGCUGGCGGGUGCCUAGGCAGAGCACUGCCCGGGAACGCCGGGAGGAGAGGGCUUGAUGUUCUGCCUGAUCUUGCUGGUUUCAAGAUUAGGAAAUGGCAUAUUUGAUCUGAUACGUUUGAGAAGACAAAAAUAAAGUUACUUUGGGCAGAAUCUGGCAUUUUCUUUUACAAAUUUCUUUUCAAAGCAGAGUAUUUUCAUGAAAAUACACAGGUGCAAAGAAGAGGAACAAAUGAAGGAAGACGCGUAGCUGUGCCUGUGCCCGAGACCAAAGGGCCUCUCAGCCCUGGGCUAUCCCCGAGGCGGCCUCCCUGCGCAUGGGACUCCAGGCGCCACUUCCUGCUUCUCCAAGGCAGAGUGCUCAGUGUGGGCAUCCGUUUGCCUGGAGAAUGCGGGGCUGGGCUGACACUCGCUGCCCCUGCUGGGGCAGCUGACCUCCAACCAGCAUGAUGGUGCUGGUCGGACUGCACAGGCCACUCGGGAGCCUCUGGAGACCCCUGCUCCUUCGGGUGGGGUGCAGUGAUGCCACAGCCCCACCCUGGGCCCUCCUUGCUCCACCUGCCUUCCGCAGCUGGGUGAGGGGCUGUGUCGUCUGAGGAAGAUCAAGCUGGACUGGCCUUGGGUCAGCGGUGCAGCUGGGGCUCGGGUGGCCAUGGAAGAGCGUGCUCAGGCCGGGCUGUGGGUGCCUGCAGGUUCCCAGGGAGCGCUGUCCCUUCCGCUGUCUCCGGCACCCAGGACCCAGGAUGGUGCCUGCAGUGGCUGAGUGGACGGGGGGGAGCGGGGCACGGGCAUCUGACCCCCUGCACACUCCCCAGGUUUCCACCUGGCUGCUGCCCCCUCCUGGGGAGCUGGGCCGCUGCUCCUCGCACUUGUGUGGGCUGGGGCGGGGAGGCCAGGCACCGUCAGUGUCCCACACAGGUCUCCGCUGGACCUCAGUGGUUUUAGAAGCCACGUGGGAUCCUGGGUCCCUCUGUCAACAUUCGUGUCUCAACCAAGUCAUGUCACCUGGGACCCUUCUGCCCAGGACCCCUAGGAAGCUGGGUGGGGUCAGGGCCUGCACCCCAAUCCCAAGGCACUUCCCGGUCUCAGUCACCAUCCCUCCCCAAGCAGGUGUCCCCUGCUUUCUGGCCUCCAUCUUCUGAGGCCCAGGCCUGCCUCCUGAUGCCCACAGCCCAGCACAACUGCUACCCACCCAUCCCUCCCUGAAGCCUUCCUU
This is a messenger RNA of Sciurus carolinensis (gray squirrel), 4741 nucleotides long. It is a transcript of the gene Cerk, whose product is annotated as ceramide kinase. Gene Ontology annotation, molecular function: kinase activity. The annotation marks the transcript as partial. The record is from RefSeq and is a predicted model, not a curated record. NCBI's taxonomy places the organism in Eukaryota, Metazoa, Chordata, Mammalia, Rodentia, Sciuridae. The transcript is spliced from 13 exons.